Molecule: messenger RNA, 1314 nt
Organism: Aspergillus ochraceoroseus IBT 24754
Lineage: Eukaryota; Fungi; Ascomycota; Eurotiomycetes; Eurotiales; Aspergillaceae
Product: phytanoyl-CoA dioxygenase family protein
Exons: 4
Coding region: 372-1199 (275 amino acids)
Source: RefSeq, a predicted model, not a curated record
GUUUGGCGGACCCAUGGUCGAGCCACUUCCGAGAUCCUAUCAUUCGGUACACGCGUGGGCUAAAGGAGAAGCUUGUUCCUCCUGCCGCGGGUUCUUAUUGUCCAGCAUGCAGAUUUCUUGUCUCCGCUCAGCAUUAGCUUCGUCUGGUGGUUUACCCCGCUGCGGCCUUCGCACCGGUAUCUUGACUCGAUUUCGGACACACGGACGUCCAUCGCAGCAGAGACAACAUGGCCGAGGGCAAAGGAUUUAUUAGCUCGGGGAGUCCAGUCUCACUCAGGAAAGGAGCCAUGUGUACUUGAGAUCUCUACAAUUGGUGAACGAAGCAAUCCAAGCAAGAAGUUUACUGAAGUGGAAACCGACCCUCACUCAACAUGGAGAACAAAUCCUAUACUCUAUCCCAGGAGCAAGUCCAAUUCUACCACGAGAAGGGCUACCUUCUCGUUCGGGACUUUCUGAAUGCGGGGGAGACAAGGAGUCUCCAGCAAUGGUCCCAGGAGGUUCAUGAUCUUCCUCGCACGCCAGAUGCGUCCUAUAUGCCCUAUGAGGAGGUGAAUGCACAAGGCAAGAGGGUCCUCUGCCGCACAGAGAACUACGCCAACAGCCAUGCCGGCUUCCACAGCCUGCUUCGCGGCAAGCGCAUGCUUAGCGUCCUCGAGCAAUUGGCCGCGGAAGAGAUGCUCCUGUUCAAAGAGAAGAUUAACUACAAGUUCGCUGGGAGCGGCGGUUUCUCCCCACACAUCGACGCCAAUGCGUACACACAUGUCAAAAACAUCAAGCAUCUGACGGUUCUCGUUGCUGUGGAUGAGAUGACCUCCGAGAAUGGUGGUCUCGACGUUGUAAAUGGUAGUCAUCUCAUGGAAGUCCCUCUGGGAGAAGACCGAUGCAUUGAACCUUCCUGGGUUGAAAGCCACGAAUGGACUCCUUGCAAUCUAAACCCAGGGGAUAUUCUGGUAUUUGGCUCCUAUCUCGCGCACAGAAGUGGUGCAAACCUGAGCCCCAAGGACCGUCGGGCGAUUUACGCCACAUACAACCGCAAAGCUGAAGGAGAUCUCCACGACCAGUACUAUGAGGACCGUCGGAAACUGUGGCCUGCAACACACAUGCGCAAGGACGGCGAGAACUAUGAAGAGGGGAGACUGCGCUACGGAUACGGUUCUCCCAUGCUCACGAUUGAGGGUCAGGAGGAAGUGGUGGCGUAAUUCUGUCUUUAAUUCUGUAGAUUCUUUUUGUCAUCAGUGAAUAUCAUAGUGAACUAGUUAGUUAAUGAGUCUUAAAUAAUAUCCAGGGACUGGGUGCGAACCCCGUUGACCUUGA